UUCUUCUGCUUCUUGCAUCUCGAUUCUCGAGUAAGAAUCCAACUUCUGCCGUGUGUCCUUGAUUAGUUGAUUUUAAUUGUGUUGGGGGAAAAGCAUUUGUAACUUUGGAGGUUUUCAAGAGUCGAAUAGAACAGAGCAACUCUUGUUACGGUGGCAGGUCUCACCAAAGCCAAGUACAAGUAGCAUUUUCCACAGUAAUUGAAAAAAAUCGUUGGAAAAUGACAACUGCUUCGCGACCAACAUUUGCCCCUGCUACUGGAGGACAAGGCAGGGGAGAAACGUCUCUCAGUUCUAUGAGUAAGCAAUAUUCGAGUCGAGAUCUUGCAUCACAUACUAAACUAAAAUACAGGGAUAUUGGUCAGGGAUCAUCAGAGGAAGUUCGCAACAAGGAUCUAAAAAGAGAUCUAGAGGAACGUGAAAAAUCUCAUAAGGAAAAAGGAGAUCGCAAAGACAGAGAUAGGGCUGUUAAAUCAGCUUCGUCAGUAUCUUCCCAGAAGAAAUUACGUGUUGAUCCUAGUAGCUUGGAUGCAGAUGAUCCCAUUGAAGACGAAAGUGAUGACAGUGUUGAUGAAGAAGAUGAAGAUGACACUGCUGAAUUAAUGGCAGAACUUCAGAGAAUAAAGGCUGAACGAGCAUCUGAAUUGGCCAAAAAGGAAAUGGAACAGAGACAAGAAGAGGAACGUAUCAGAAUGGAAAAUAUUUUAAGCGGAAAUCCAUUGUUAAAUUACGCUGGGAAACCUCAGAAAUCUGACUUGCGUGUCAAACGACGAUGGGAUGACGAUGUUGUCUUCAAAAAUUGUUCCCGUGCUGAGCCGGAAAGGAAAGAAAUCACUUUUAUUAAUGAUUCACUUCGGUCUGAAUUUCAUAAGAAAUUCAUGGACAAGUAUAUUAAAUAAUUUUUUAUGUUCCAUGCAUUUGAUUAAAUACAUUUCCUGUCUUAAUUA
Messenger RNA from Daphnia pulicaria, 944 nucleotides. RefSeq names its product spliceosome-associated protein CWC15 homolog (gene c12.1). Lineage: Eukaryota; Metazoa; Arthropoda; Branchiopoda; Diplostraca; Daphniidae. Gene Ontology annotation, cellular component: catalytic step 2 spliceosome. The coding region runs from base 219 to 896 and encodes 225 amino acids. Gene Ontology annotation, biological process: mRNA cis splicing, via spliceosome. The record is from RefSeq and is a predicted model, not a curated record. Gene Ontology annotation, molecular function: RNA binding. The transcript is spliced from 4 exons.